Messenger RNA from Styela clava, 3411 nucleotides. The record is from RefSeq and is a predicted model, not a curated record. Lineage: Eukaryota; Metazoa; Chordata; Ascidiacea; Stolidobranchia; Styelidae.
ACUUGGAUGAUUUCGCUAGAACGAAUUCCAUCGGGGGAAUUCCCUAAAUGGAACACAAAUCUUCAAGAAAACGCUGAAAGUAGGCCUUUGGUCAGACAGUCAGAAUGGAUUUGGAUCUUAUCUUCGAAAAUGCCGUCAGAUAUUUGAAUUUCAAUGAAAAAGCAGAUGUAAACUGGAAAGAGUCUGAUAUAAUUGGGAUGAAAGGAACAUUAUCUUUGCUACAAGAAAAUAAUUUAUUAGAAUAUUAUGAACUUCUUCUUUAUGAUAAUUUUCGAGAAGAUUUAAAAGAAAGAAUUGUUCCCAUAUUUCGUAAACAAGUUCUAUUCGGAGGAGUGACAAGACUUGCAGAAGCAGUGAAAUCAUUACAUCAAAAUAUUGCAUGGUACACCAAACUGAUAGAAUUAUGGCCUGAUAAUCACAGAUGUGCUGCAAAAAUUAGAGAAAUUUUUAUCUCAUGUUUGUUGUGGGAUCUUGAUUCGAAGAUGAAAAAUGUUUUUGCUGAGUUUUACUCUCAUGCAUUUCAAGUUGAUACUUGGAUAUCAGGGCAAGAUUCGAGCUUGUCAGAUAUUUCUAUGGAAGAAGAAAAUUCCUCUGAAGGGGAAUCAGUAGAUCAUAUUGUUCUGGAAUGGAAUGGCAAAACACGCAAAAUGCUGAAAAAAGAUUGUGCAGAUUAUAUACAAAAUGAAUUUACACCUUUGGCAUCAACAUAUUUAUUUGAUCUAGAUUUGUUGUUUCUUCUUGCUGAACAACCUGUAUCACAAGUAUUAGAAAUUGAGAUCAAACGUUAUGUGGAAAAAACUUGUAAAGGAAAAUAUGAGAAAUCAUGGAUCCACUCUCAUCUAAAAACAUGGAUUGAAACUCAAGUUAUGACAUGGCUGGAAAAAAUAUUUGGAAGAAAAUGGGAAGAGGCAAGUGAAGCAGAAUGGUGUGAAAUUGGAGGUCGGAGUAAAACAGCAAGUUACUCAAAAAAUCGUUGGAAUCAAAAAUUAUUGUUUAUUCUGUAUGAAACGUAUACAGAAAUGAGAAUUAGUGAAAUGUUUCGAAUUAUUACAGAAUUCCCUGAAAGCUCGCCAGCAAUAGAAGAUCUCAAGUUAUGUUUGGAACGAACAAAUCAACGUCCUUUUUUGAUCAAGACUUUGAAAAAAGAUUUGUCAAAUAGAGUUUUGCAUCCAGGGGUCUGUACAGAGGACAUAAUUACAAUGUAUAUCAGUGCAGUGAAAGCAUUACGGUUACUUGAUCCCAGUGGUGUUGUGAUGGAAAUCGUACUGGAAGGAUAUACUAAAUAUUUAAAGGAACGAGAUGACACUGUGAAAAAGAUUAUGGCUGCUCUAUUGGAUGAAGAUCGUGAUAACGAUUUAGCAAUUGAAUUAGCUCGUGGCACCAGUGAAGCAGAUAUCGUGGCACCCAUAAGUGCCACAGCUUCUGCUGAUUCAAAUUUUGUUGAAGUCACAAAGCGAUAUAAGAAGUGGGUUCCAGAUCCAAGGGAAGCGGAUCCAGAUAAGGCAGACAAAUCGAGACGAACGUCAGACAUUAUAUCAUUACUUGUUGGAAUGUACGGGAGCACAACUUGUUUCAUUGAAGAAUAUCAAGAAUUAUUGAGUCGUAGAUUGCUUUCCAACUGGUGCUCAAACACCAGUGAAGAUGCAGAAAUCAAAAACCUUGAACUAUUAAAAUUAAGAUUUGGAGAAGAAGACAUGGGUAAAUGUGCUGUCAUGUUAAAGGAUGUAGCAGACAGUCGUCGGAUCAACACUUAUGUCAAAGAUGAGUAUUCUAAAAAGAGUGAAGUUCCGGUUGAAAAUAAGCUUGAUGUAAGUACUCUGAUAGUAUCCUCGGAAUAUUGGCCUGCACCAGCAUUUCAAUCACAUGAUAUAAAUCUACCUUCGGCUAUACAAAGUGCACUUGAUAAUUUCAAUAAAGGAUACGAGUCACAUAAGGCAUCAAGAUCAUUGAAAUGGAUUCACAGUGCUGGUCGUGUUGAUAUUGAACUUGAAUUGAAAGAUAGAACCCUACAAUUUCAAGUCACUGUGUUACUGGCAUCAAUAAUUUCUCUAUUUCAUGACAAAGAAACAUGGACUCUGGAAGAAAUAAGCAAUGAAGUGAAAGUUUCUGCAACAGUGUUGAAGAGAAAAAUUGUUUAUUGGUUACAACAAGGCAUUCUUAAAGAGACUGCUCCUGACACUUACUCAAUCAUAGAAGAGCAGCCAGUUGGAUCAAUGCCCCAAAAUUCAGCUGCUACUAAAAACGACCUUGCAAAUUUACUUGAGGAAGAUGAGGAAGAAGAAGAUACAAAAGCUGAUGACUUGAAACAAAAACAGCAAGAACAGGUAUUAUGGAACUACGUGCAAGGGAUGUUAAUGAAUUUUGAAUCGCUACCUCUCGAUCGCAUACAUAAAAUGUUGAAGAUGUUCGCAAUGCAAGAUUCUACAAUGAAACUCGAUCAACCAAAACUAAGAAUAUUUCUAAACAGUCGCGUUCAGUCUGGGCUUCUAUCCAUAGAGGGAGGAAAAUAUCGGAUUAACAAAGAUUCAUGAUGAACAAUGACAUCUUGAAGUCUUAUUGUUGUAUAUUUUUUAAAUUGAUGCUUUUUUCAAGUUCCUCAACGAUGUUCCUUAUGGUGGGAAAUAUUGUUGUUUGUGUUCGGUGUACAUCAAGUAAAUGUUGAGGAAAAUAGAGCUGUCCUCUUCAUGUUUAUAACAAUUGUAGAACAGUUUUGAUACUAUAAUUGAGUACCUUCAUCUUGUUUGCGCUAGAUGUUCGAAUUCUGUUGUUUUAUACAUAUAAAAGAAACUGUAUAUCAAAACAAAAACAAUACUCGACUUCAAUCACCAUCUGUUCCUAUGCACUGCUGGGUUAGUUUCUCCAUUUUUGAUACUUAGCUGGAGUUGAGAUUAUGGUAUCAACGAUAUGCAUUUGCCCAAUGCGACGAAAACGAAACAAUCUCAAUUAAAUUGGAUGGCCAAUAACUUUUCACUAUUGAAAUUACACAUUCAUACAUAUGAUAUGCCCUCAUGGUCAUCACCAAGGCUGCCAUAACGUCCUUUCUUCCUAAGAAACAUCCUUAUUUCAACAUGUGUCCUUAUUUUUGUUUCAUUUUAUAGGUUCUAAUACCGGGCACUCAGAUUGGUCAAUUCAAAUGAUAUUUUAGAACCUAAUUGAUUGUUUAAGUGAACUUAGUAGUGUGAUGAAACAGAUAGUUUCUAAGAAUAAAGAACUGCUGGUGCAAAUCCUUGCUAGUGCAAAGUAUGAUUAGACAUGGGUCGGGCUGGCAUGUAUACAUUUUGUCUGUUACAUUUCGUUCUUUGUUAUCUUAUUGUGGUUCAUAUCAAUAGCAACCCUGGUUAUCACCAAUAUAUUAAAUAUGAAAGCAUGACCGACGGAAGCAAAUAAACUGGUAAUAAAGCUUAAAAUGUG